ACAUAUAUCUGGCUAGUAUAUAGUUAAUACGGCCCAGUGCGUUGCUUUUGGAAAUCAUGUCGCCUGCAGUGCGAAAAAUUUUGGCUAAAAGUGCAAAAUGGCCAACAACAACAAAUGUUUACUGUGCAUAUAAAUGUGAUGGCGGAAAAUUCUAAGUGAAAAAUUAUGGAAGACAGCUAUAAAAGUCUGAGCGAGUGCCAAAAAGAAUCGGUGGAAAAAAAUAAUCAUAAUAAAGUCAAUAAAAAAAUGAAAUAAAGUUCAGUUCAAGUAGCUGCAGUUUCGGUGCGAUCAAGACGACUAUGUUUAUUUAUAUUAUUUACUAAUGUCGUCGCUCUAUCUGUAUCUAUAGCUGUGUAUCUGUUUCUUUGCGUGUGCAUCUGUGAGCGAUCGCUUUGUGUCAACUGAAAGAUUUGACCUCGCACUUCACCCAUCAAGUGAAUUAACGGCGACUGCGAGGAGAGAGCGAGAGAGAGAGAGACAGAGAAAAAAAAAGAGAGAGAGAGAACGCAGAAGUUCCUCAACAUCUCUGUCGACAUCUUCGUCUCACUGCCGCGCCCCCUUUUCACCAAGCAAACGCCCAUAAAGCAAUUUGUCAUACAAAGAAAUCAUUCAACUCGUCUGUGUGUCGCGAGUGCUGCGGAAGCUUUCGCAUAAUAGUUCCAAUUCCCAAUUGCCAUCAAGUGAGCCACUCACUAAAAAUGAAUUCGAAGUGAGCUCGAGACUAAAGAUGCAGAUGAAGCUGAAGCUGAGGAUGUAUUUAGAUAAGGGUGUAGUCAAACCAAAUGCGUUUAGAAAUAUUCUUGAGCGUUUUUAAUUUGAUUGAAGAACAAAUAUUUGUGCACAUCUUAUGGAUUAUGAAACAAAAGUUGCAGCUAAGCCGUCGUGGACUCUGACGGUUUCUAGUGCAAAGUGUUGAUCUAAUGCAAACAAAAACAAAUCAGAGUAAACAAAUAAAAAGUGUAGAAAAAAUAAGCGAAAGAGAGUGGGAGAGAUGUGAAUAAGUUUUUAGUAGGGGAUAAAACUGUGAUAAACGAAACGCCCAGCGGAGCAAUUAAAUGCGAGAUAAUAUACAAUUUUAAUAAAAAUAAAAGCCGCAGAAAAUUAAAAGGGGAGCAUCGCUAAAUAGCAACAGCAACAGUUGCAGCAGCACUAAAAGUAAUUAGCGACAGCAACAACUGCAGAGGGAGACCGAACUACAAAGUGUGUGAGCGGGAGAGAGAGAGAGUGAGAGAGAGAGAGCGAGAGAGGGGGAAAGCAAUAAUAAUAAAAAGGUGAAAUAAAACAAAUGAUGUUGCAAUCCUUGAAACAACGCACGGACAAACUAAGCGGCAUUCCAGCAACAACAGCAACAAGCGGCACAGUGGCAACUGCUGUGACAGCAACAGACACAGCGACAACAACAGCAACAGCAACAGCAACAACAACAUCGACAACAGCAGCAACAACAACAGCAACAACAAUGCUAACAACAGCACCUGUUGCACUUGUCGCUAAUGGUAUGGCCAAUGGCAGCAGUCUCUAUAACGGCAGCAACAACAUUAACAAUUUAAAUAGCAAUAACAAUUUGCAACAGCAACAACAACAGCAGCCACCAGUAAAGUAUUUAGAAAAUCUAACGCCUGCCACGGGCGCCAUUGCGACGGCAACAACUUUUACAGGUGCUGCGAAAAGUUUUCAUCCAUAUUUGCGGCCCAGCAGCAGCAUACCAGCAGCAGCAACAGCAACAGCAGCAGCAGCAACAACGACAAUGACCAAAACUGCUGGCGGCGUUGGCGUCGGCAUGUCGACAACAUUGUUCGAAACACUUUUGCACAACCAAAUAAAUUCCAAUGCAAAUGCAGCCGCUGCCGCUGCCACUGCCGUCGCUGCCGUACCACCAGCCGCAGCAGCAGCAACACCAACUGCAAUAGCAGCAGCAGUAGCAGCAGCAGAGCCAACGCAAGCGGCAGCUGCUGCAACCGCAGCUGCACCAACAGCAACAGCAGCAUCAGCGACUGCAACAUCGACGCUGCUAAAUUCCAGCAUUAAUUCCAGAACUUCAUUAGCCGACCAGAGCGCCAGCGACACCACAAAUUGCGACUCGAAUAGCGUUGAGACGGAGACGCAGCAGCCGGACCCUCUGCCCGCCAUUAAAUGCGAGGCAACGGAUGCCAUGGAUACCACAACGGCUGGCGAUACGGAACUGGCCAAGGAUCAGCCGGAUGCGGACAACAUUAAAAUGUUUGUCGGUCAGAUACCCAAGACAUGGGAUGAGCUCAAAUUGCGACGCCUCUUCGAGCAGUUCGGACGGGUCCACACGCUGAAUGUGCUGCGAGAUAAGGUCACAUCGAUUAGCCGAGGGUGCUGUUUUGUCACCUACUAUACGCGCAAGGCGGCUCUGCGGGCCCAGGAUGCGCUGCACAACAUCAAAACUUUGGAUGGGAUGCAUCAUCCCAUUCAAAUGAAGCCGGCAGACAGUGAGAACAGAAAUGAGCGCAAACUUUUCGUUGGCAUGCUGAAUAAAAAAUAUACGGAAGCUGAUGUGAGGCAACUAUUCACGGGCCACGGCACCAUCGAGGAGUGCACCGUGCUGCGGGAUCAGGUGGGCCAGAGCAAGGGCUGCGCCUUCGUAACAUUCGCAACCAAGCAGAAUGCCAUUGGGGCGAUCAAGGCCCUGCAUCAGAGCCAGACCAUGGAAGGCUGCUCGGCGCCUCUGGUCGUGAAGUUCGCCGACACGCAAAAGGAAAAGGAUCAAAAGAAGAUGCAACAGCUGCAGGCCAUAUGUGGCAUCAGUGCACUGACACAAACGCCCAGCGGCGCUGCAGCAGCGGCUGCCACGCCCACAGCGAACCCGGCCACAGCGCUGAUUGCCGCAGCGCCGGCAGCUCAACGCCCGAAUCCUUCAAUGGCCGCAGCGUUGGCCGGUGUGCCGCCGGUGCAGAGCGCUGGCGCGGCAGCACAGACGCCGACGCUCGUCUCAGUGCCGACGACGGCAGCGCUGAGCGCUUCGCUAGCUCCGGCAUUGCUCGGCAACAGUCCGCAUCAUGCCCAGACGCCUGGCGCAGCGGCAGCCGCAGCAGCAGCUGCCUACCUCAGCGCUGAUCCCACGGCUCACUUGCAGCUCUAUCAACAGAUGCAGCCCUACGGACUACUGCCGGCCCACUAUCUGCAAGGACUAAAUUUCCACCCACCGGAUAACAGUGCCCACCACAGCCAACACGGCCCAUCAUCCGGCGCUGCCGGGAGCACAGCAGCAGCAACUCUAUCGGCUGCAGGCGCCGCCGCAGCUGCAGCUGCAGCAGCAGCUGUCGCCGGGUCACCCGCAUCAGCAGCAGCAGGCGCACCACCCCCAACAUCAUCAUCAUCUCUCCCACUUGGCAUCGCAUCACCAGCAUCCAUCUACAGCGGCGGCGGCGGCAGCAGCGGCAGCUGCAGCGGGAGUCUCGCUGCCGCCGGGCAUGCUCCUGGCACUGGACUGCUCGCCAAUGCAUCCAUGUCUAUGCAGAAUCUGGUAACAUUGUUCAAUGCUAGCCAGCACAGCAACAGCAGCAGCAUCAGCAGCCUCAGUCACAGCCAUCGCCUCCACAGCAGCAACAGCAACAGCAACAAUAGCAACAACAGCAUCAACAGCCACAUACCCAGCAGCAACAGCAUUCUCAAUAGUCAUCAGCGUCAGCUUGGUGCCAGCUUCGCGCCCAACGCUGGAAAUUUGGUCACGCAUGCGCAGCACAAUUUUAGUUUGGCACAGCUAAUGGGCGUGGCACCGCCACCGCCGCCAGCGAGCGCCAGCCAAGCGCUCACGCUGAGCGCGCUCUGGCCACCCAGCGCCGCAGAUCCCUAUGGCACCAACACCUUUACCGGCUUAUCCAACGGAGCUAGUGCCGCAGCAGCCGCCUAUGGAGCCGCACAGACGCUGAAUGCCAGCGCCUUGCAAGCCGCCGCAGCGACCGUGGCAGGCAAACAGAUCGAGGGACCCGAUGGCAGCAAUCUGUUUAUCUAUCAUCUACCUCAGGAAUUCAUAGAUACCGAUCUCGCUUCGACAUUUUUGCCCUUUGGCAAUGUGCUAUCGGCCAAAGUGUUCAUCGAUAAGCAAACAAAUCUAUCGAAAUGCUUUGGCUUCGUCUCCUACGACAAUCGGCAUUCAGCUGAUGCGGCCAUACAAGCAAUGCACGGCUUUCAAAUAGGCACAAAGCGCUUGAAGGUGCAGCUAAAGCGGCCCAAGGACUUAGGCAAGCCCUAUUAAGCAGCUAACUGAGCCUGAUCUAACACCGACAAACACAAAUCCCAAAACACUAAACACAAAUAGAAAUAGAGUAGUUCCAUAUUGUGCCUUUUAGCGUGAAAUGUUUUCGAAACCAAAGGACCAAUUAAUAAAAUCUAUCUAACGUUAAGCAAACACCAAAAA
Molecule: messenger RNA, 4384 nt
Organism: Drosophila mojavensis
Lineage: Eukaryota; Metazoa; Arthropoda; Insecta; Diptera; Drosophilidae
Product: CUGBP Elav-like family member 2
Exons: 10
Coding region: 1286-4222 (978 amino acids)
Biological process (GO): regulation of alternative mRNA splicing, via spliceosome; mRNA splice site recognition
Cellular component (GO): cytoplasm; ribonucleoprotein complex; nucleus
Molecular function (GO): mRNA 3'-UTR binding
Source: RefSeq, a predicted model, not a curated record